Messenger RNA from Rotaria sp. Silwood2, 1190 nucleotides. NCBI's taxonomy places the organism in Eukaryota, Metazoa, Rotifera, Eurotatoria, Philodinida, Philodinidae. The record is from the annotation of a GenBank genome assembly.
AUGCAAUCUGGUGACAAGUCUCGUUUUACUGAUCUUUACAAUGAACCUGUAGACCAUCUUUUAUCACCCAUAAAAGGCUAUCAAGAUAAACCACUUGUUUCACUACCUGAAGCCAUUGAACCAGUUGCUGGAUUUUUCAAUGGAAUUGAAGACGAUGUCUUUGUUGCAUUGCAUAAUUGUCAAAAUCCAGCUGAUGGAUUAGACCAACAAGAAUCAGCUUCUAUACAUCUAUAUACAAUGCAAUUUAGUGGCGGUCCAAGCUUGUAUUUAUUACUUAAUAAAUCAUUACGUGCCGAGAAUCGUGAAGAAUUGCGACCAUGGUUCUCAUUUCUUAAAUUAUUUCUCACUGCUUUACAUAAAUUACCAUCACGGAGUGGAAUAGUAUGGCGUGGCGUUCGAGAUGUUGAUUUAAGUUCGAAAUACAAAAAGGGUACAACAUUUGCUUGGUGGGGAGUAAGUUCAUGUACUGUUGAUAUUGGAUUGCUCGAAUCAGAGCAAUUUUUGGGUAAACAUGCAACACGUACUCUCUUUUCAAUUGAAUAUAUUCACGGAAAAUCUAUUGCCGCACAUUCAUAUUUCAAAAAUACUGAACAAGAAAUUAUUCUUAUGCCAGGUUCAUAUUUCGAAGUCAUCGGCCAAUUAAAUCCAGCACCUGAACUUCAUAUUAUUCAGUUAAGAGAAAUUACACCACCAAUUGCACUUGUUAAACCACCAUUUUCUAAAGUGGACGAACAAAAAUCUUCUUCUGUUGUUCCUAAAUCAGGUACAUUGUCCCCAUCGAUAUCAACAAUGGGGACACCAACGAAAACUGCCAUAAACGUUUCAGUUAAUAUGCCAACAAUGACAUCAGGUAACACCGGUUUUCAAAAUCUAUAUCAACCUCCUAGUUUCUAUGCACCACCCCAAGGUGGUUAUCGAUCACAACAGCAAUAUCAAAAUUCCUAUGGACAAAAUCCUUUACAACAAGAACCGUAUCAAAAUCUCUAUGGUUUAAAUCUUCAACAACAUCAACCGUAUCAAAAUCGCAAUGGAGAAAAUCUUUCACAACAGCAACAACCGUAUCAAAAUCCCUAUGGACAAAAUCCUUUACAACAAGAACCGUAUCAAAAUCUCUAUGGUUUAAAUCUUCAACAACAUCAACCGUAUCAAAAUCGCAAUGGAGAAAAUCUUUCACAACAGCAACAACCGUA